ACUUUCUGCUCUGGUGUAGUCUCCUUCAUUGACAGUCCGUCUACAAGGGCUCCUAUAACGGUUUCAGUCUUCUAUCCCCUAACCCAGGUGGGGAAGCGCAGAGGCGGUGUGUUCCUAAAGACCGGCAUUGUUGCGAAGAAGCAGAAAGACGACACAGAAGCUGAGCCAGGCAAGAGCGAUGCCUGGUCAAAGUACAUGGCCGAGGUAAAAAAGUACAAAGCCCACCAGUGUGGCGACGACGAUAAAACCAGACCGCUGGUCAAGUAGGCUGCAAGAGGCGAACGUGAAGCGAUUUUUUUAAGGGGACAGCCAUCUGGGAGAAGCUGCGGGAGGGCCGGCCAAUCCUGACCUUCUCAUACUGCCAGUUUAAGUUUCCCUUCACAAACUGCUUAGAUCGACAGGCCUUUUACCCCCUUUUUUGUAUUGUUUUUGUCUUUGCUCGUUACUUGUUGGACUCUGGUGAAUCUGAUCGGCUGUUUAAAAGUGUUUCAGAAUCUUGGUGUUCAUUAUUGACCAUUAUUCUCUGUAAAUGUUUUCAGAUUUGUCACAUCUGGGUUAAUUUAGGGUUCAUUAAUAGUUGGAUUUAAUUUUAAUAGCCAAAUCCAGGUGUCAAUUAAAUCUACACUGCCCAUGAA
Messenger RNA from Plectropomus leopardus (leopard coralgrouper), 635 nucleotides. The record is from RefSeq and is a predicted model, not a curated record. NCBI's taxonomy places the organism in Eukaryota, Metazoa, Chordata, Actinopteri, Perciformes, Serranidae.